CAACUUGAAAAAGAUCAACCCAUCAUGCCUAAACCUCAUAUGAACCUCACUGAAAAGCUGGUCUAUAAUAUAGAUGUUGCACGUCCUGACAAUAAGGUUGAAAAUGGUGGAUUAGUCACAACAUUAACGGAGGCAAAUUUUGCUUUUAUUGGGAAUGUUGGAUUAAGUGUAAUCAAGGUAAAACUUCAACCUCAUGCUAUUAAGGCACCCUCAUACUCAGCCAGCCCUGCGGUUCAGUUAAUUUACAUUGCUAGAGGAGGUGGCAAGAUUGAAAUUGUGGGCCUGAAUGGAAAAUCUGUAUUGGACACUCAAGUUAAGGCUGGUCAUUUACUUGUUGUGCCACAGUUCUUUGUAGUUGCUGAAAUUGCAGGUGAAGAAGGAAUGGAGAGCUAUUCUAUCCUAACAACUACAAGGCCUUUGCUUGAAGAGUUGGCGGGCAAUGAAUCCGUUUGGAGUGCCAUAUCACCUUCAGUGCAAGAAGUGGCUCUUAAUGUGGAUUCUGAAUUUCAAAAGCUUUUCAUAUCCAAGGUCAAGGAGACCACAAAUCUCAUCUCCCGUACUACUAAUUAG
Gastrolobium bilobum is the source of this 570-nucleotide messenger RNA. RefSeq names its product glutelin type-A 2-like. Gene Ontology annotation, molecular function: nutrient reservoir activity. The record is from RefSeq and is a predicted model, not a curated record. The annotation marks the transcript as partial. The transcript has 2 exons. NCBI's taxonomy places the organism in Eukaryota, Viridiplantae, Streptophyta, Magnoliopsida, Fabales, Fabaceae.